UUCGGUUUUUGUUCAUUGUUUUAGCUUUAAUGUUAAACUCGAGUAUGUACUUAAUAAAUGAGAUUUUCUGAAUGAAACAAAGUGGAAAAUUAUUAUCAUUACAUUAUAGACCCUCCGAUGGAGAUUACUGACAGCAUUUUAUGUAUAGGAUGCCUUUGUGUAGGUCGCAAAAUGAUAAUUAUCGAAGACUAUUGGAAGAAGAAAUGUUUUUUACAAAUUCUAAGUGAAAUACCGGUAAUGCAGAAUGUUAGUACACCAAUGUCUCUGUGCUGGGAAUGUGAUGCAAUCAUAUCUCGUUUUACCAAAUUCACACGUCAAGUUGUCCGUAACUUUGAAAUAUUUCAGAAUUAUUUGAAACAGAAUUUAGAUUUGUCACAUAUAAAUUCAACAUCAAAUUUGGCAACACAUAAAAUUGUAGAAACAUUAAUAACAAGUUAUAAUUAUGUGGAUGAAAUAAAAACAGAAAAAGUAUGGGAUGUUACGAUAGAUAGAAUCAAAAGCGAAGAUACAUCAGAAAACUCUGGCGAUAAAGAGCCGUUAAUAGAAAUUAAAAGGAAAAAAAAAUCACGUAAAUCAUCAGAUGAUAAAAAAUGUAACACAGAAGUGUACAAAGAGAUUGUAUUAUGUGUAGAAGAUUUAGAAGAAGAAAGAAGAAUGUUAUCUUCUAAAGAAGAAUAUAUAAAUGCUAUAUAUAAAUGUGAAAAUUGUAUUACAGUAUUUCCGAAUGCAGAUGAUUUGAAAGACCAUAUUUAUUUAAAACAUGAAGUGAAUGCAUCGAAAUAUAAAUGCAAUAUUUGUAUAUGUUCUUUUACGAGUGAAGUUUCAUACAAUUAUCAUAUUAACAGACAUAAGAAGAGAUUUCAAUGUAUGUUGUGUAAUAAUAAUUUUAUAAGCAAGAGAGCUGUCACUAAGCACUACAAUAUGAUGCAUUGUCACAGUGUAGAUUACGAUUAUCUGAUGGAAAAUAAAUUAAAUGAUGAUCCGGAUGAAAUUAUUGAAAAAAUUCAAGAUGAUAACAGUAUAGAACAGCCAUCUUUCCCUUGUGAACUUUGUUCUAAGACAUUUCGAUGGAAAACAUCAUUAAGAAAGCAUUUAGAAACGCAUCGGAUAGAAACGGGACAGAAAAGGAAGCCAUAUUGUGAAACUUGCAGAUUGUCUUUCACAACAACAUCUAAUUUACAAAAACAUGUGAAAACAAGCUCGAAACAUCAAAUAUUGUUAAAAGUCAGAAAUUUAAAAGACUCUCCUCUAGAAGAUAAUGCUGAGAAGAAAAGGGACAGAAUAGAAGAGAUUAAAGCUUCAGUUAAUAAACAAAGAGAGACAUUUCCAUGUCCACAAUGUGAUAAAAAAUUUCAAUGGAGAGGAAAUCUAGCAAGACAUAUGGAUAGUCAUAAUGCUAGAGCAAAAGGUGAUUUAGUUUGCGAACCGUGCAAUAGAACGUUCUCAUCUAAGGCAACGUAUGAUCAGCAUAUGAAAGUCAGUAUGAGACAUGUCUCUGAGAAUGAUUUCAAAUAUAUGUGUAGCGAAUGUGGUAAACGUUUCGCAAACAAGACUCGACUCCGAGACCACGUAGAUUGGGAUCACUUGAAGAACUACGUACAUAAAUGUACAGAGUGCCAGAAGGUGUUCAAGAGUCAUACAUCUCUAUACCUUCACAAGCAGAAUGUUCAUGAAAAAGAUCAAGCAGCUCAUCUGUGUCAUCACUGCGGGAAAGCUUUCCCGAACCAGGCAAAACUCCGCGGGCACGUGUCUGGUUUGCACUCGCGCGAGGCACCUUACAAAUGCGGCACGUGCAAUGCGCGCUUCAGCUGGCACUCGUGUCUGUCCAGACACGUGCGUCGCGUGCACCGCAAGCGAGACACCACGCACUAAUAUGUCGAAUUCAAUAGAUAAAUAAAUAAAAUAAAGCUGUAAAAUUUAUUA
This is a messenger RNA of Papilio machaon (common yellow swallowtail), 1923 nucleotides long. RefSeq names its product zinc finger protein 91-like. The transcript is spliced from 12 exons. Gene Ontology annotation, cellular component: nucleus. Lineage: Eukaryota; Metazoa; Arthropoda; Insecta; Lepidoptera; Papilionidae. The coding region runs from base 118 to 1872 and encodes 584 amino acids. The record is from RefSeq and is a predicted model, not a curated record.